AAGCAACGCAAGGACACAUUACACAAUGAAUCAAGAAAACGGAGUCAGUCAACUGGGAAAAGAAAAAGAAAAAAUGGACGAACCCAUAAAUGCGAAAGUUGAAAGCUCUAAAAAGGAGUUCACAUGGAGGCUGAUAAUGGCGGCUAUUGUUGGUGCUUUGGGAUCAUCCUUCCUAUAUGGUUACAAUUUAUCUGUUGUGAAUGCGCCUGCGUCGUACAUAAGGCAACUAUAUAAUGAGAGCUGGUCCUUGAGGUACCACCACCCCGUAAGCAGCAACGUCAUAUCCAUAAUGUGGUCUGUUACUGUGUCCAUCUUUGCUAUUGGAGGUCUUACAGGGGCUCUUAUUGUCACACCAAUGGUGAAUAACUUAGGAAGAAAAAAGACAUUGCUCAUUAACAACCUAUUUGCACUGGUAGCGGCAUUAUUGAUGUCAUUAGCAAAUUUAGCGGGGAUUCCUGAAAUGAUGAUUCUUGGUCGCUUUCUGAUGGGAGUUGAUGGAGGUAUAGCACUCAGUACCCUCCCAAUGUAUCUGAAUGAGAUAUCACCGAAGAGAAUCCGUGGGUCUCUGGGUCAGAUCACUGCAAUACUGAUCUGUGUUGGAGUAUUUACCGGACAGGUCUUGGGUUUGCCAGAAAUAUUUGGACAGGAAUCCCUUUGGCCCUGUUUGUUUGGGUUUAUCCUAGUUCCUGCAGCAAUGCAACUAGCGAUUUUGCCAUUUUUUCCAGAAAGUCCAAGGUAUCUUUUACUAGAAAAGCAAGAUACGAAGAGAGCUGAAAAAGCUUUCCGCACAUUCCUUGGAAGGAAGGAUGUUUCUCAAGAUGUUGACGAUGUGCUGGCAGAGACCAGGAUACAGAGGAACACUCGUUUGGUGUCUGUAAUUGAGCUUUUGAAGAUGCGCUCAGUAAGGUGGCAAAUUAUUACCGCCAUAGUGACGAUGGCUUCUUACCAGCUGUGCGGCCUGAAUGCUAUUUGGUUUUAUACAAAUAGUAUAUUUAAGGAAGCCGGUAUACAGCCUGAAACUAUUCCAUACAUCACCUUAUCCACAGGGGGCAUUGAAAUUUUGGCUGCUGUUGCAUCUGGCAUGGCGAUUGAAAAACUCGGAAGAAGGAUUCUUCUUAUUGGCGGUUUUGGGUUGAUGACAGUGUUUUUCGGAAUACUGACCAUAUCGCUGAAUUUCCAGGAUCGCGCAUCGUGGGUUCCGUAUAUUAGCAUUGUCUGCAUUCUGGGUGUAAUUGCAUCAUUUUGCAUUGGACCAGGUGGGAUCCCUUUCGUCCUGGUAGGAGAGAUUUUUCCGCAGUCUCAGCGUCCCGCAGCCUUUAUGAUAGCUGGUUCUGUCAACUGGCUGAGCAACUUUGCUGUUGGACUUCUCUUUCCUUUAGUCCAGGAUGGUUUGGGCAACUUCUGUUUCCUGGUAUUUGCUGCAAUCUGCCUGGCAGGCGCCCUCUACCUCUACUUUGUGUUGCCAGAGACGAAAAACAAGACAUUGAAUGAGAUUGACCAGGCAUUUGCAAAGAUAAAUAAACUUUCUCAAUCUGUAAAGGAGCUUGAGUCGUAUCCGCCUGAUGAGAAAGCUGUGGAGCAGUUGGAGCAAGAUGACGUUCACUCACCGUGCAGCGACCGCAACAAUCUGCAGAUGGAACACAGGAGUCAGGCAUAAAAGGCGUAGAUAUAAGAUGGAUCACAACUCUGAUUGUCCGGACCAAGUCUGACGGAUAGUUGGAGUAGUGGAGAGCAAUGUCCACCAGCUCUGUAGAGCCUUAGGGUACAGCCACACAAGGCAGAUUUUUAGCAGCAACAUUUUUGCAAUUCUGCAGGAAGGUCAGAAGCAAAACAGCAUGAGUUACACAUGGAUUUAUUGCAGAUUUUACUGGAUUUUCUACAGAUUUCAUCCUAUGCAUUGUAAUGGCUGAAAUACGUGAUGUAAAUCUUCAGGAUAAACUAACAUUCUGUGGAUUUCAAAUCCUUGUCACAGUUCAAUUUCCUUUAAAGAUCCACUUUGAUGCCACUCCAUUCCCCCAAUUCCACAGCAAAAAAUUGAAAACGUAUACACCCCAUGUAGCCGUACCCUUACAGUUACUGUAUGUGACACCAUCGCCUUAUAUUGCAUUAUUUCAAUGCACUUCUCACUAUAUAAAUGCUCUCCUUCAUUUCUGGAAAACAGGGACAAAUAAAGUGAAAA
Messenger RNA from Bufo bufo (common toad), 2179 nucleotides. RefSeq names its product solute carrier family 2 member 9 (gene SLC2A9). Gene Ontology annotation, cellular component: membrane. The coding region runs from base 26 to 1657 and encodes 543 amino acids. The transcript has 13 exons. Gene Ontology annotation, molecular function: hexose transmembrane transporter activity. The record is from RefSeq and is a predicted model, not a curated record. Gene Ontology annotation, biological process: monosaccharide transmembrane transport. NCBI's taxonomy places the organism in Eukaryota, Metazoa, Chordata, Amphibia, Anura, Bufonidae.